AUGUAGCCUGGCCUGCUCCUUGUCCUGACCCUGCUGGGCAUGGCUUCUUCCCUCUGCCCCACCUCCUGGCACACUGUGGAGACCUACUGCCAGGACAUAUACAAGGGACAGCUGGCCUUGGUGCGCAUCACAACCACUAACAAACUGCUGAGGAAGCUGGCAGCCACGUACACCUACUGCAACCUCUGGAUCAGGGCUGUCACCAGUUGCAAGGGUGGGUCAUGGAAGACAUCCUGGGAGGACCUGAGCUCCUGGAACUAUGCAAACUGGGCCAGCAGGCAGCCCUGCCGAUGGUACAGAACCUGCACUGUGUUCAACCCCAAAGAUGGGCUCUGGAGAAGUAGAGCCUGCUUCCUGCUGCACUUGUUCCUCUGUCAGCACUGA
Lagopus leucura (white-tailed ptarmigan) is the source of this 384-nucleotide messenger RNA. Its product is annotated as bone marrow proteoglycan-like. The transcript is spliced from 5 exons. Lineage: Eukaryota; Metazoa; Chordata; Aves; Galliformes; Phasianidae. Gene Ontology annotation, biological process: immune response. The record is from RefSeq and is a predicted model, not a curated record.